Messenger RNA from Oncorhynchus masou masou (cherry salmon), 2109 nucleotides. It is a transcript of the gene crtac1b, whose product is annotated as cartilage acidic protein 1b. NCBI's taxonomy places the organism in Eukaryota, Metazoa, Chordata, Actinopteri, Salmoniformes, Salmonidae. Gene Ontology annotation, molecular function: calcium ion binding. The record is from RefSeq and is a predicted model, not a curated record. The transcript has 15 exons. The coding region runs from base 106 to 2016 and encodes 636 amino acids. Gene Ontology annotation, biological process: axonal fasciculation.
ACACUUGAAGUGGCUUGUCUCUACAGAAUUUGCUGACUCGUCCCCUCUUACUCUUUCUGGCGCUGGAGGAAUAGUUGCGUCGGUGUGUCCAUGUGAUUGCGAGUGAUGAUGUCCCUGUGGGUGUGUAUAUUCCUCCCUGUCCUCUCUGCGGCCCAACGGUCAGAGCCCAUGUUCUCAGCGGUCACAGAGUCCAUGCUUCCUCCAGACUAUGACAACAAUCCCACCCAGCUCAACUACGGAGUGGCUGUCACCGACGUAGACAACGAUGGAGACCUUGAGAUGUUUGUAGCCGGGUACAAUGGUCCUAACCUGGUUCUGAAGUACGAUACCCAGAGGAAGAGACUGGUCAACAUUGCUGUUGACAACCGUAGCUCCCCUUUCUAUGCUCUGAGAGAUCGCCAAGGCAAUGCCAUCGGAGUGACAGCCUGCGACAUUGAUGGAGACGGAAGAGAGGAGAUCUAUGUGCUCAAUACCAACAACGCCUUCUCAGGUCGUGCCACCUACUCUGAUAAGCUCUUUAAGUUCCGUAAUGGCCGGUUUGAAGAUUUGUUAAACGACGAUAUUAACGAACACCGCGAUGUAGCCAACCGCUUGGCUGGACGAUCUGUAGCCUGCGUAGACCGAAAGGGUACAGGUCGUUAUGCCAUCUACAUAGCUAACUAUGCUAGUGGUAACGUGGCUCCCCAUGCCCUGAUAGAAAUGGAUGAAGCUGCCAGUGACCUCUCCCGAGGCAUCAUCGCCCUGUCCAACGUCGCAGAGCAGGCUGGAGUCAACAAGUUCACAGGUGGCCGUGGUGUGGUUGUAGGUCCCAUUGUUAGCCAGUACUUGUCUGACGUGUUUUGUGAUAACGAGUACGGACCUAACUUCCUGUUUGUAAACAAUGGAGAUGGAACCUUCACUGACGUUGCUCAGCAGGCAGGUGUGGAAGACCCUAUGCAGCACGGUAGGGGGGUGACUUUGGCUGACUUCAACAGAGAUGGAAAGAUGGACAUUGUCUACGGAAACUGGAACGGGCCACAUCGACUCUACCUACAGCUGGGCAACAACCGCAAGCACAGGUUCAAGGACAUAGCAUCUCAGAAGUUCUCCAUGCCGUCUCCGGUGCGUACGGUCAUCGCUGCAGACUUCGACAACGACAACGAACUAGAGGUGUUCUUUAAUAACAUUGCUUACAGAGGGUCAUCAUCCAACAGACUGUUCAGGGUAACUAGGAGAGAACAUGGGGACCCCCAGAUUGAGGAGCUGAAUGUGGGGGAGGCAGCCGAGCCAGAAGGACGAGGAACAGGGGCGGCAGUAACAGACUUUGAUGGAGAUGGUCGUCUGGACCUGCUGAUAUCUCAUGGAGAGAGUGCUGCACAGCCUCUCUCUAUCUACAGAGUCAACCAGGGCUCCACUAACUCGUGGCUGCGUGUUAUCCCUCGUACCCAGUACGGGGCGUAUGCCCGGGGGGCUAAGGUAGUGGUCUACACUAAGAGAAGUGGUCCACACACACGCAUCAUUGACGGGGGCUCCGGAUACCUCUGUGAGAUGGAGCCUGUAGCACACUUUGGGCUCGGUAAAGACAUAGCCACUAAUGUUGAGGUGUACUGGCCAGAUGGGAAGUCAAUAGCCAGGCCUCUGGAACCAAGUGAGAUCAACUCUGUCCUUGAGAUCCGGUAUCCCAGAGAGGAGGAGGAGGGCACACCUGAAAUAGAGAUAGAGUGUGGCCAAGGGUUUGCUAUGAAUGAGAAUGGCCGGUGCACAGAUAAGGAUGAGUGCACCCAGUUCCCCUCUGUCUGUCCCACUGACCGUCCUGUAUGCACUAACACCUAUGGCAGCCACAAGUGUCGUGCCAAUAAGAGGUGCAACCAGGGCUUUGAACCCAACGAUGAUGGAUCGGCCUGCGUGGCUCAGGUAGCUUACUUUGGGGGGACACGCUCCUCGGGGGUCCGAAGAUGGGCCGGCUUCUCUCUCUGGCUUCUUUCUCUCUCUCUGCUGCCUCUCCUCUCCUCCCGUCUGCAAACCGGACUACUGUAGCUGCUACUACUCUCCACUUCACUCUGGAAGCUUCCCUCCGCUCUCCUCCCUCUCUCUGGGGGAGUGUACAGUGACUCUCGAAAACAAACUGAA